AUGAAGUCUAACGAUGGGCCCGUGUUUCUCUCUAUCGCUGAGGAACUCCGGUUCUACAUUCUACGUUUCCUUCCAUACCGAGACAUUCUUCGUUGCGCAUCUGUAUGUAAGGCUCUUCGCCAGACGUAUGUAUCCUCCUCCUCGCUUCAGUACAUCGUUGAACUGGGCGGCCAACAUUUGCUUCCCAUAUCCAACGCGGACGACCACACACCUAUUUCCGAGCGCCUACAGUGCUUGAAGGACAAAGCUCACGCUUGGUUCAGAGUUGACAUCCGCUCUGCCAAGACAAUUUCUAUACCACAUCAGGCACUCUACUGGGAGAGUUUCAUGGCCGAUAGACAUCUUUUCUUGUGGGACAAACUUGAAGUUGACACGGCCACCAUCAUUCCAAUACUGACAAAGCCUUCACAACGAUCAGUCGAGCGUGACUGGCAUCCAGGAACGAUGUGUAAAGUUCCCAACUCAACCAACAUCUGUACAUUCAUGGACCCAGCACAAAACCUGUUUGCUGUCGCCUAUGUUGAUCAGAUUCACGAGACAUUCUUCAUCAACCUUACAACCCUGGAUAAUGGUAGUUUUCACCCCCAAGCUGCUGGACCAACGUUGUUUCUAUCAGAGUUUUUCGAAUACGAGGACAGUGAUUCGGGAGCUGUGAGGCUCAAGGUUAUGGGGAGGUAUAUCGCUUUGCAGCGUGCUUCGUCGGAAUUUGGGACGUGGCAGCUGCAGAUUUGGGACUGGCAACACUCAAUAACAUCAGAUAAUGUCCUCCGAAUCAGCGACGGAUAUCCGCAUAGUAUUGAAUUUUGUUUCCUCGGAAACGAUAGACUCCUCGUUGUCGCUGACAAUUUGAAACUCUAUUCAAUUGAGGAUAUGUCCCACACACCGCAAUUGCUGGCGUCUUUUGUGCUGCCCAUCCGACUGUUGGGCAGCACAGCAUGUAUCCUUCCGGUGGAUGGUAUGGAGUGUAGCUCACAACUGCAGAUGCAAGCCCAACAAACAGUGCACACCUCAGAUCCUAAACACCGGCUACUCUGCAUUACCAUGACCAAGUUUUCGCGUGCUUUUAUCAUCUAUAUCAUUUCUACCAGGAUUUUCUUCGAUCUUCCUGAAAUGGCAGGAGCGAUGCCAAUCCCGUGGCAAUGCUGGGGUCCUUCAAAUACUCGUGUUGACUGGCACCCGAUAGCAAACGGAGAAUGCAAAGUUCACCUUAGCAGGAAUCGAGUUUUACUGUUAGUCCCAGACUACGAGGAAAUCAGGGACAGCAAAUGCAAAUUAUGUAUCAUGGACUUCAGCCCGCUAGCUGUAACGAACAGGCGGGGUCUAGGAAAAGUGGUGAUAGAGCCGUCUCCCGUAAACGUCAAUAAUAUAAUGUGCGUACACAACGGCAUUCAGAAGCGCUUGUCGACUUUCCUGCCUUACGUCGAGGUCGUAUUGGACAGAAAGUUCGGUAUGCACGAAUUGAAGAACAUAUGGAUGGAUGAGGAUGGGAUUUAUUUGCUCUCGGAGAAGCUAAUCGAGGUCAUUGACGUUUAG
Molecule: messenger RNA, 1533 nt
Organism: Suillus bovinus
Lineage: Eukaryota; Fungi; Basidiomycota; Agaricomycetes; Boletales; Suillaceae
Exons: 3
Coding region: 1-1533 (510 amino acids)
Molecular function (GO): protein binding
Source: RefSeq, a predicted model, not a curated record